Molecule: messenger RNA, 2288 nt
Organism: Eurypyga helias (sunbittern)
Lineage: Eukaryota; Metazoa; Chordata; Aves; Eurypygiformes; Eurypygidae
Gene: LRCH2
Product: leucine-rich repeats and calponin homology (CH) domain containing 2
Exons: 20
Molecular function (GO): protein binding
Source: RefSeq, a predicted model, not a curated record
AUCUUUCAAAGAACAGAUUUACUGAAAUUCCUCCUGAUGUCUGGCUGUUUGCACCACUGGAAACUUUAAAUUUGUAUCACAACUGCAUCAAAUCCAUUCCAGAAUCUAUUAAAAACCUGCAAAUGCUUACCUACCUUAACAUUAGUCGAAAUCUUUUAUCAACGUUGCCAAAAUACCUGUUUGAUCUUCCACUUAAAGUUCUGGUUGUCAGUAAUAAUAAGCUCGUCUCCAUUCCAGAAGAAAUUGGAAAGUUGAGAGAUCUAAUGGAGCUGGAUAUUAGCUGCAAUGAACUUCAGGUUCUUCCCCAGCAGAUAGGAAAAUUGCAAUCACUUAGAGAAUUAAACAUAAGAAGAAACAAUCUCCAUAUGUUGCCAGAUGAAUUAGGAGACCUUCCCUUGGUAAAGCUGGAUUUUUCUUGUAAUAAAAUUACAGAAAUUCCGAUUUGUUACAGAAAGUUACGUCACUUACAAGUUAUAGUUUUGGAUAACAAUCCAAUGCAGAUACCACCAGCACAGAUAUGUUUAAAGGGUAAAGUACAUAUAUUUAAAUUCCUCAGCAUUCAGGCAUGCCUCAGAAUAGAUAAAAAACCAGAUUCUUUGGACCUUCCGUCAUUAGGUAAACGAAUCCCCUCCCAGCCACUCACAGACAGCAUUGAAGACUUUUAUCCCAAUAAAAAUCAUGGACCAGACUCUGGCAUUGGAAGUGAUAAUGGGGAUAAAAGGUUGUCCACAACAGAACCAUCUGAUGAUGAUACAAUCAGCCUUCACUCCCAAGUAUCAGAAUCAACAAGGGAACAGACAUUAAGGAAUGACAAUCAUACAACGGGAAGUAAACUCGAUCCACAGAAAGACCAGGAGGUGUAUGAUUACAUUGAUCCGAAUGCUGAAGACGGAGCUGUUCCUGAGCAAGGGGAUGUGCAGAUUGGACCAUUGCUCUCUUAUAUCAAGGAACGGGGAAAACAUCCUGAGAAAUCCCAGAAAAUAGAACAGAAUGAAGACUGGGGAGAUGAAAAAAGACUUCAGAAAGAACAGUUGCUGGCUGAAGAUGAUGAUGAGCUCAAAGAAGUGACUGACUUGAGAAAAAUAGCAGCUCAGCUACUGCAGCAAGAACAAAAACACAGGCUUCUUAAUCAUUCAGUUUCAGUAAGCACAAGGAACAGGCCAAAGCAGACAAUGGAAUCUGAAAAAUGUGUCUCAACAGAUGAAGUGAAUUCCCCAGUGUCCCCAUACAGCUGGCAGCCACUGGAAAACCAGAAGGAUUCAGUGGAUGAGCAGCAUUGGCCAGAAACACAGCCAGUGAUUUGGCAGAAUGAAGAAAGAAGGAGAAGUAAACAAAUCAGGAAAGAGUAUUUCAAGUAUAAGUCUUCCAGAAAGAGUUCAAGUGGAAAUGAAAAUGAUGAGCAAGACAGUGAUAAUACUAAUGUGUCCCCACAGUCUCCCGUGUCGUCUGAGGAUUAUGAAAGGACAGAUAGUAACACUCAUGGUCCAUUUGGUCUCAAACCAAGGUCAGCUUUCAGCCGUGCAUCUCGCCAGGACUAUGGGGCAGUGGAUCCUGGAUUUACAAUGAGGAGGAAGAUGGAGCAUUUAAGGGAAGAAAGGGAACAGAUAAGACAGCUUCGCAAUAAUCUUGAAUCAAGGUUAAAAGUAAUUUUGCCAGACGACAUUGGAGCAGCGUUGAUGGAUGGAGUAGUUCUUUGCCAUUUAGCCAAUCACAUAAGGCCGCGUUCUGUUGCCAGCAUUCAUGUACCAUCGCCAGCAGUGCCUAAACUCAGUAUGGCAAAGUGCCGAAGAAACGUUGAAAACUUUCUUGAUGCUUGUAAAAAACUGGGCGUUCCACAGGAGAGACUUUGCUUGCCUCAUCACAUUCUGGAGGAAAGGGGUCUGGUGAAGGUUGGCCUCACAGUUCAAGCUCUGCUUGAAUUGCCAGCAUUGAAAGUGUCUCAGCUUUCCUCCAUGUGACAUGACUUCUUGGAAGCUAGACAACUUACCACUCGAGCUGUUGAUUUGGAUUGCUCUGAGGCAGUUCAGCAUCCUACACGGGAACAUCCAAGCCAUCAAAACCUAGUAUCUGUCCAGAUGCUGUAGAGAGCCUUACUUCGGAGUUGUACGUGAAAACCUUGGAGUCAGCUGACAGUUAAAAGAACAUAAUUAUUCUGUCUUUUCUUUUGUAAUUGGAUGCACAAAGAGAUUGUUGUAGCAUCAGGUUCUCUUUCCAGCUAAUUUACCUUAAAAACUGCCAUUUAACAUCUCAGCGUUACUGUUAAAUGCUGGAUUUCUUUUCCUACAUUG